AAGGGGAGUAACUCCAGAGAAAGAAAUGGCAUCUCCUAUCUCAGUUUGCAGUGAGGAUUAUGAUGCAGCUGAGACAUUUGCUGCGGCUUUAAUGGAUCAGAUUGAUAACGAAUCUGUUGAUAAUAUGGUUGGCGUGCAGAGAGAUAUGUUAUCAAGAUUUGAAAAGACGAAUGAGAUGUUGAUAAACUUCAAUAUACUGUCAGCAAACAGGUUUGCUAUCACAAGCCAACAGUACAGAAGACAUACACAACUCAUGUAUGAGAUGAAAAGGGAUUUAGAUUCCAUUUUUAAGAGAAUACGGGUUAUAAAAGAUAAGCUUGGAAAGUCAUAUCCUGAGUCAUUCAAAGUUUGUGGCAGUUCAGCACCUAUUUUAGAAGAUGAGGAAGAAAAUGAAGAAAUUGUUGCCAUAUCAACAAGUAAGCAAGACCAGAAUACCACUGUUAAGCAUGAAAAUGACACUGCUGCUUUGGCAACAAAUAAUGGUGCACAGAAUUCUACAGUUAUGGAGGAAAGUGAAACUGUUACCAUAGUAACAAAUGAAAAGGAUCAGUUUCUGGAUGUUUCCAAUGGGAAAGUGGUGGAUACUUCAGCAAGCGUGACUGAUUCCAAAAAUAGACCACAUUCUAGUGCAAAUAGUUCAAAGAAGAGCAAGGGACAUAAGCAGGCAGUUGAAUAAAUAGUUUCAAGUAUCUACUUGAUAGCUAAUUUGCAUUGUGCAAUAUUUUGAUUUUAGAAGUGUUAUUUUUUUAUAUACCGGGUACCUAAAUGGAUAUAUUAUGUGACAGGGCUGGUCAUUUGCCUGACUGUAAGCAGUUUAGUUUCCAUUCAAUACCUCGAGAAAGCUCAGUCUGGAUGGUCACAUUGCACAUGGGCAGUGAAUGACAACUAUUUUGAGGUCACAAGGUCGGAGGUCAUAAAAUUUACAUCAACAAUGGAUCUCUCUUGAUUUUUAGGUUUUUAAGUCAAAAGUUGUAGUCUUACUAAGUGGUCCAAUGUAUAGAUUUUGUGAUGACCAUACACUUUAGUAGACCACCAAGUGUGAGAUACAGCCUCUUUACACAAAUGAUCUUUUAAUAAUAUAUUUGUUCUUUAAAAAAAAGGAACUGAAGAAGUGGAUUCUAAAUAGAUGUGGUUGCAGGAAUAAGUUUUGACUAUAUUUAAAUAUUUAGAAAGGUAACAUCUUCAAUCUAUUAUUAAUUUAAAUUGAUAUUAGGAGAAAGGUUAGUGUGCAUUUGACCAUGUAAAAUAUUAUUCAAGUGUAAAAGGUUUUGGCUCAUUAACUAUAAAUUUAGAUUUUCUUUUCAAGUUGAAUUUUGACACCUGCUGUGAAAACAUCACGAAAGUAAAGGAAAUGUGAAAUUGUAUCAAAACACUUUAAAAACGUAUAUGUUUUGUCUUUAUGGUUAUUUUUGAGUUGCAGUUGCUGUUUUAUAGUUUAUCAAUAAUCUGCUUGCCCACACAUGGGGUGAAAUUUUUCAAAAUCAAAAUGUUGAUUUCCAGUAAGAGUGAUGUAGAAUGCAUAUAUGUGACACUAAAAUGAUAGAGUGAAAAUAAGUGUUAGAUAUUGGUAAAAAUGCAAGAACAAUAUUGAUUUUCUUGAUAUUUUGAGAAGCAUUACUGUAACAGCUGUUUACUGCAAAAUAUUUUUAGUAGAUCUAAUUUUAAAUUAUUAGAAUAUCUUUCAAAAUUCAUACGUCAUGAAGUAAGUACAUGUACUACUGGACACUCAUGGCCCUUACAUUUUAUUGCUUUUUUUAAAGAAAAUGAUUACCAGAAAUAUGUGAAAAAGUUGCUUUAUUCACCUAAAAUAUGUGAAGAAGUCGCUUUAUUCACCAUCAAAGAAGCCUCUGUUUGAUAGAUCAAGCUUAUAUUUUACCUUAAGAUCAUUGAUGUUAAUGAGAAAUUGCUUAACCUUUAGCAUGCUAGAUAAAUUGUGGUCUGCUGGAAAUGUCGUCUGCUAAAAUUGUAAAGUUCAUUCAAUUUGCUCCAAAAUUGGAAGAAAUAUUGUCAGAGUAGCAAACAGCUUGGAACCUGAUCAGACGCCGAUUUAAUCGGCGUCUGAUCUGGUUCCAAGCUGUUUGCAAAGGCUGUUAAAUUCGCCUGCAGCAGGCUAAGGGUUAAACUUACUCCACAGUGAACUGAUUUUUCAAUUUUCAAAGUUAACAGGUAGAUAAUGUUAUGCUUUGAUGUACAUGUAGCGGCAAUUUUUAUCAUUUGUCAUGAUGGCAUUUUAAUACCAUUUUCAUACUUCAUCAUAAAUUUUGUUGAAGUAAGGAACUUCUGCAUGCAUAUACUGUACCAGUAUGUGGUAUAAAUUCAGUUUAUGUUAAAUAAAAGUGUUAGAAAAUAUGGAUAUGCCCACUUGCAUCUGAACGACAUUUGUCGUUAUAAUGACACUUCCAAUAAAUUCUAAGUUAUUUCUUAAGCAAUAGUCAUGCUAGUCUGGGCAACUUAACAUCAUUGUAGGCAAUGCUAUGUAGUACUAAUGCUAUGUUUAGCUGAGCUUGCUUAGUGGGCAAGUUGAUUCAUUAACAGCCUGAGAGACCAUGAAGAUCUACUGAAAAAGUUACAUGUAUAUAGUGUUAUAUCUGUUGAAAGAUAUCUUUUACACAUUCAUUGAUGGUAUGAUAUUUAUGUUUUGUUCUUUAUAUAAAUAUUGAUGUUAUGUAUAUAGCUUACAGCAAGUUUAUUCAAUGAAUUAAAAAAAAUCACCUU
Mercenaria mercenaria is the source of this 2715-nucleotide messenger RNA. Its product is annotated as kxDL motif-containing protein 1-like. Gene Ontology annotation, biological process: lysosome localization. The coding region runs from base 26 to 676 and encodes 216 amino acids. Gene Ontology annotation, cellular component: BORC complex. The transcript is spliced from 4 exons. NCBI's taxonomy places the organism in Eukaryota, Metazoa, Mollusca, Bivalvia, Venerida, Veneridae. The record is from RefSeq and is a predicted model, not a curated record.